This is a messenger RNA of Macrosteles quadrilineatus (aster leafhopper), 6613 nucleotides long. Its product is annotated as putative ATP-dependent RNA helicase DHX57. Gene Ontology annotation, molecular function: RNA binding; metal ion binding; ATP binding. The coding region runs from base 197 to 3979 and encodes 1260 amino acids. Lineage: Eukaryota; Metazoa; Arthropoda; Insecta; Hemiptera; Cicadellidae. The record is from RefSeq and is a predicted model, not a curated record. The transcript is spliced from 23 exons. Gene Ontology annotation, cellular component: intracellular anatomical structure.
AAAUUGGUUUUGUGAAUGACUUAUUUCAGAAUUUUAACAAAUUCUUGACAUAAUUUUUUUUUAUCCCUAUCAAAGUUGUUCUUUGAAUCAAACGGUUCUUAAAAAUUAAUAGCAACUGUAUGGACAAUUGUUUAGUACUCUUAGAAUCACCAUUCACAAAUGACUGGAGAGCUAGGUCUUCAAUAUUGAGAAUCUGAUGGAGUCAGAAGACUGGACAGUGGAGGUAGCCCAAAAGGGCUCCUCCAAGAGGAUGGAGGCUAUAGAUAAGCAGCGGCAGUUAAAAGUGGAAAUGACGAAUCUUGUCAUCUCAGAAGAAGCCAGAACUAAACUCCUAGAAACUAUUAAAUUUAUCCAAGGGGAGGACUUCGAAGCUAAAAAGAUUUCGGAUUAUAAAGAUAGCAAGGUGAACCUUGCUAAUCAGUAUUGGGUAGACCGAGGUCACCUAGUAAUUCAGGGAGCAACGGACUACUCGAUGAUAAAAAAGAAGGCACUUUUACCUCACGAAAGGCUCAAUGUAUUCGCUUUGAACCGCCUGCAAAAUUAUGGAUUCCACAAGAACCAUUGUGCGGAAGCCCUUCAAGUUACCAAAGGUGAUUUCGGAAAGGCCUUUGAGUUCUUAAUGUCACACUAUAUGGGAGUCAAUCUCCCCGUGGAAGACACCGAUGUGCCUGAAGAUGUAUUGCAAGAACGGAAUGAAGAAUUGGAGUCGGUGAAAGAAAUAUUCGGACAAAUGUUAGAAGAACGGAUUUCCAACCAGCUGUGGAUAGUGCAUUUGGACCUGCCGUACAUUUUAGAAAAUUACAAUAAUAGGACAAAAAGUGAGCUCGAGGCGACGAUCAAAAUACAUAAACCUAGUAAAGCCCCUUCUAACAAAAAAGGAAUGUGUCGAAACUUUGUAAAAGGUCAUUGUAGUUAUGGGAGUAACUGUCGGUUUUCUCAUGAACCACCCGUAAACAAAGUGGUUGUUAAAUGUGCAGCUGAAGAUGCCCGUAAAGAAACUGCGACAAAGUUUGACUUGGAAAUCAGAUUCCCAAAAGGGUGCUGCUAUCCUCGAGACCCCCCUCUGGUAGCGUUCACACCUCAAAGUGAUAACAUGCCGUCCACCCCGAGACUGAAGCUCACUUACUACCUACAAACCUUCUGCAAGGAACAAGCCGAGAGCCAGUUCCCCUGUGUGUACUCGCUCAUUGACAAGUUUGAGCUGCAUAACAAAGAUGAAAUUCUAGACGUAAUAAAUGCAAGAGGCCCGGCCCCCUGUAUCUUGGAUCCUGCUGUGCCGUUGUGUCCUGAGGUUGUGUCAAGUUGCUUAGAGGAGAUUGAAUCUGAUGAAGAGCUGGAGGUAUAUCGGCCAGCGACUCUCAGCAAGGACAAAAUCAAAGAGAAACUGGAACAAGAUGACAGUGAACUGGCAAAGCGUUUCGAGCAAAAAGAGGUAAGUCCAAGGUACAAGACGAUGCUUCAACAAAGAAGAAAACUACCAGCGUUUAGUAAAAUGGAGGCAAUCCUUUCAUCCUUAUCCAAGAGUCAAGUAGUGGUAGUUAGUGGAGCUACAGGAUGUGGCAAGUCUACGCAGGUUCCGCAGUACAUACUGGACGACUGGCUGCGUAGGAGAGCCCGCGGUGACACUAGCCACGUAGAAGUGAUCUGCACACAGCCUCGGAGACUGUCUGCGAUAGGAGUGGCUGAGAGAGUGGCCUAUGAGAGAUUGGAGAGUGUCGGCGCGAGCAUCGGAUAUUCGAUAAGACUGGAAAGUAAAGUAUCGAAGAAGACCAGGCUCACAUUCUGCACGACAGGAAUCCUUCUGAGGAGGCUUGAGGCUGACCCUCAGUUGACCUCCGUCUCUCACAUUAUUGUAGACGAGGUUCACGAGCGCAGUGAGGAAAGUGAUUUUCUGCUGCUAAUCUUGAAGAAGCUUCUCCCACAAAGACCAGACAUCCGGGUGAUACUCAUGUCUGCGACUUUGAAUGCAGAAUUGUUCUGCAAGUACUUCAACGAUGUUCCUGUCGUUGAUAUUCCAGGUCGUACAUUCCCAGUAGAACAGCUGUUCCUGGAAGACAUUGUGGAGGCAACCGGGUACGUGAUAGAAGAGUCUUCCAAGUACUGUAGGAAGCUCAACAAGACGAGUAUGAACCAGUUGGAGACACUAGAGACAGAGCUAGAGUUGGCUGACGUCAUGUCUGGACGAGUUAUCAGCAAUGCCAAAACAGCUGAUCAUGACUUAACUGUCAAACAGCUGUGUCAUAGGUACAAGGAUUACAGCAGACAUACUUGGAAAAGUAUUUACCUGAUGGACCAUGAGAGAAUAAACUACGAGCUGAUAGAGACAGUAUUGUUGUACCUGGUUGAUGGAGAUCACCAGUUUCCUAAGGAGGGGUCGAUUCUUGUUUUUCUCCCAGGUAUGCAGGAAAUCCGGGAAAUGCACGACAUGCUCUCCAACAACCAGACCUUUAAUCCAAGAAAUAAUAGAUUCAAGCUUGUACCACUUCACUCAAGCUUGUCAAGUGAAGAGCAAGCUCAGGUUUUUGAGAAACCUAAGAAUGGUGUAAGGAAGAUUGUUUUAUCGACAAAUAUUGCUGAAACAUCAGUUACCAUUGAUGACUGUGUGUUUGUGAUUGAUAGUGGAAAAAUGAAAGAGACAAGGUUUGAUAGCAACAAGAACAUGGCAUCUCUAGAGACAGUUUGGGUGUCGAGAGCAAACGCUUUACAGAGGAAAGGACGAGCGGGCAGAGUCAUGCCUGGUAUUUGUGUCCACCUGUACACCUUACACAGGUAUGACUAUCUCUUGGAUGCUCAGCCCAUACCAGAAAUCAAGCGAGUGCCUCUUGAACAGACAAUAUUGAGAAUAAAAAUGCUACCAUCAAUGUCUGGUGCUGGUCUUCAACAAGUGUUAGGAGAGGUGCUGGAGCCGCCGACAGAAGAGAGCAUCACUGGUGCUAUCACAAGACUGGUGCAUGUAGGAGCUCUGGACAGGGCUGAGAACCUGACUCCUCUCGGACAACAUCUGGCAGCGCUCCCUGUAGACGUGAGGAUCGGCAAACUGUUGCUUUACGGAGCCAUGUUUAGCUGUCUGGACUCGGUGCUCACAAUAGCAGCCAGCCUUUCUCAAAAAUCACCUUUCCAAUUUCACUUUGAUAAGAAAGAUGAGGUAAACAAGAAGAAGAAGGAAUUCAUGGUAGCAAACAGUGAUCACUUUACGAUACUGAGAGCAUACAAUGGCUGGCGUAAAGCAGCAGCUAGCGGCAAAAACGCCGGUUACACGUACGCUAACGAGAACUUUCUCUCUGUCCGCACUAUGCAGACUUUGAUCGGCAUAAAGUCACAGUUCCUGGAGUAUCUGGCUUCUAUAGGCUUUGUCCCGGAUAACUGCCGGGGCCAAAAUAGAAGGUGCAAUGAAGACAAGAUAUUAGAGCUCACAGGGGAGGAGCUUAACGCCAAUGGCGAAAAUUAUAAACUGUUAGCGGGCCUCCUCAGCGCGGCUCUGUACCCAAAUAUUGUUAAGGUGCUAAGCCCGGAAAAGUUUUACGCCCACAGCAUCUCAGGGGCUGUACCCAAGGAGCAAAAGCCUGAGGACCUCAAAUUCAAGACCAAAUGCGACGGAUAUGUUCAUCUUCAUCCAUCUUCUGUGAAUUACAAUCAAGGCCGUUUCUCCAGUCCAUAUCUUGUCUUCCAAGAAAAGGUAAAAACCUCCAAGAUCUUCAUCAGAGACUGUACAAUGGUCCCAGUACUUCCCUUGGUGAUGUUCAGCAGCAAUGAACUCACUGUUGAGUUGAGCAACAGCAUGUUCACAAUCUCUCUUGAGGACAGAUGGAUCAUGUUCACCAUCAACAACCAUGCAAUUGGCGAGUUGCUACAAACAAUGCAAAAGGAACUGUUGAAGUUGAUGGAUCAAAAAAUUAAGGAUCCCUCUCUGAAUCUGUUGACGGAUCCACGGGGCAAAAAGAUACUUUCCACAAUUACCUAUCUGGUUACACACGGUUGACAAUAGUGCUCUUAGGUAGACAAAUUUGUAUGUACAAAAAUUAUUUUUUUAUAUAUUUUGUACUGUGAUGUAAUACUGUAAUUUUGUCAAAGCAUAAGGCUAACAGUAGGCCUAAAUGUGAUAACGUUUUAUAUUGAUUAGUAUAAAUGCCUUGUUAUAUUGUUGUUUUAGGAUGUUACAAGAGCUGUUCGGAAAGUAAAGAAUGUUGUCCUAGAGUCACCUGACUAAGGUACAACAGAAGUCCAACCAAACAACACAAAACAACAAACAAAAACAGUGUGCUUUUAAACACGUAAGACAAGUUGAAAUAAGUUGGCAAUACUUAAAAACAUUAAGACUACGAUCAGCAACUCGUGCAUAAACAUUUCUCUGUAUUACAUUCCACAUUUUACAACUAGUGAGAUUUUUAAUUUCAGCACACUUUUUAAACUGUAAUAUUGCGCAGUGACCCUUCUUUUGUGAUGGCUGGACUGUCAGUGAAAAAAAGAACAGGUCUGUACUAGAAAUUGUACAGCUAAUGCAUCCAUCAGUAUCAGAAUAGUAGUUUACGCAACGAUUGCGUUAAGUGAGUCUUUACGACACGAGUAGAAAAUUUAAGGCACGAGCCUUGGCGAGUGCCUUAAAAACUUCUACGAGUGUCGUAAAGCGCGAGUUGCGUACACUACUUUACCUACGACCGUUUUUUAAUUGCUAUCAAUCUGGAUUUAAUUACUAACAAUCACUAAUGAUAACUUUUUAGAGAGGUUAUGUUUUCGUGUAUUGUCAUUGCCACUGAAAGUGAUGCAACGACUUGUUGUAUAAUCAGCUGAUUUCCUGUAAUUACGGGUUUGUUAAACUUCGUUAAAUAUUACAUUGCUAGCAGCAUUCUUACCAUAAAUAAUAUUGUAUCAGGUACAAUUCGGCAAAUAUUUCAUUUAUUUUUGGACUUCCACCAGCUUAAUUAAGAAUACGCGAGUAUCAACAUGAACAAGUCGGAUCAACAAUUAAAUUGAGUUGACGUUCGAAGCAUUACAAUUUUAAUUCUUUUCUCUCAAUACUUGAACCUCAUUGGUUCGUUACCUGUGUGGAUAUGAGAAAACUAUGCGGAUAUGAAAUGAAACUAUGCGGAUAUGAAAGUAAACAGCUGUAAAGUAAAACUUUUCAAUUCUAAGAACUGGACUGAAAUGGCUACUUUAAAAAACGGUCGUAGGUAAAAAAACAUUCCCUACUUUCUAAACAACUCUUGUACGUUUCGAUUUGUAGGAUAAUUAUUGACACAUAGGAAAGAAGACUUAUAUUACUACUGUAUUUAUUGUUACAACAGCUUUAAAGUUUAUCUAGGCAAUUUAUUUAAGUCAUGUCUGUCCUUAAUUUAUUUUCAUAAUUUAUCUGUGCUAUUUAUUUAUUGAAUACCAACUCUUGACACUGGUUCAUGUCUCUUAACUUAUAAAUAAACAAUAUCUUCAAUAGUUUUUGAGUUUGUCAAAGUAAUCCUGGAUUUUAACAUUUAGAUGGACUAAAUAAUUCCCUCGAAAGAAUUUAAUUUUAUCUGAAUUUUUUUUUAUUAUUUAAAUAAAAAAAAAAUUUAUAUUUCAGAACAAAUAUAAAUGAAAUUGAACAUUAGACAUUUUAUUUCCAAAUUAAAAAGAAACUUUUGUUCAUUUUGGGAAAUGUAUCCAGAGGUAUAAUACAGUAGUUGAUGGUUAAGGUUUUAUCAUGAUGAACAUAAAUUAAUAAACACAUAUGAAGCUAUCCACAAGGUCCAAAAGCCAUUUUUCCUAUCCAAGAGUAGGGAUAGUUGGUUCAAUAUACUGUAGAACAUUAGAUACACUAAACCCCUGCAUUCGUUAUCAUUGGUAAGAAACUUCACUAGUUUUAUAACUAACUAGCCUGCUGUAGAAUAUUGCAAGCUCUAACAUUUUAUUAGUUUAUCCUAACAAUGUAAAUUUGAUUGUCAAAAUUAUCAGAAUACCCAAGUAUCCUGGGGUAUUAAAAAUCUAAACUAAAAUUUGUCAUGUAAGUGUAAUUGGACCAAAGCAACAGUUUGUAUACUUGUUUUGGCAUAUAUUAUUAACUCAUAACCAAAGUUGUUUGCAAUUAUUGAACUUUGUUGUCACAAAUGCUCUGCUGUUAAAUGGAAGUGGCAUGCUUUAUAGUCAGUUUGAAUUUGUUUGCGUAAGCUUGAUAAAUUAUUUUAUUUUUUAUAUUAUUUCCGUAGUUUUUGAUAAAUUCCUUACUCCACAUUGCCUUUUUUUAUAUUGUAAUGGAAUUAACCGUAAUUUAUUAACAAACAUUAAACCAUAGCCUAUUAAAAAAUCAAUCUGCCUGUUCAAUAAAUUUAGAGAUGUGCAGAGGUUGGGACCGAACAAUAUAUUGCCAAUGUUUGUUAUUGGGACAAAAGUGAAUUCCAAGAGAUUACAGGAAUCUUAGAUAAUAUAACGACUAUUUUAUGAUUAAUUUACUCUGUUAACUAGUCAUUGAAAUUUAUUUUGUUCUAAUUAAUCUGUUAAAAUAGUAGGUAUAGGUAUGUCCUAUCCUAUCACAAAUUUAUGUCCCGCAGAACUCUAAAGAUUUUGAAAAAUGUUCAAUGCUUGUAAUGUCAUUUGUAUUGGCCAAAAAUUAUUUGAUUAAUUAAAAACCAAUUAUUAUUUUUGA